UACAGUAAUUUGAGUUUUCUUGUAUACAAGUGUUGUAUUUAUGUCUUCUUUUUAUUUAUAAAUAAUUAUACGCUUUGGCAAACUAGGGCUAAAUCCAACUGAAAAGAGAUCUUACGUAUAAUAAUUAACUGUUCCGUCUAGUUUAAAUUGUAGAGAACGGAACUAAUGUUCUCUUCGUGGUUAAAUUCAUGUAGCCCCUAGGCUAGGUUCUUAAACGCCUAAAGUAAGGACAAUUAACCAAGAAUAAAAUUCAAUUAUGAGUGGCUUCUACAUAUCUGUGAUUGGAAGAAUUGAAAAAGCGGAGUUUCCUAAUUUUGACAACCUUUACUGCAAGUUUUCUUUUCACUACGGUCAGGACUGGGAAGUUACAGCGGGUAAUGAAGAAGGAAUUUCACAAAUUGGACAAAAAAGUUUGGACGAACGGCAGUUAGUCGUGUGGAACUAUCCUUUUGAGAUCACCUUCAAAAGCACAAAUCCUUUCGGUUGGCCGCAGCUGAUUCUCAGCGUUUAUGGGCCAGAUGUUUUUGGAAACGACGUGCCUCGAGGAUACGGAGUGUGUCAUUUGCCGAUAGCUGCAGGACAAUACAAUAAAAGCAUGGCCAUGUUUGUACCGGAGUCAAGCUCAACCCUGCAGAGAGUAACGUCCUGGCUGACAGGCCGACGUCCGGAGUUUAUUGACCCUCGGAUCCUGGCCCAGGGCGAAGGCAGAGAAGUGACCCGAGUGCGCAGUCAAGGCAGAGUGUACAUUACAUUCAGCGUCAUCACCAAGGACUUCCAAGCUCACAAUUUGAAUAACACUCAACGUCCGGCCAUAACCAACGGAGCUUUGGCCAGUGCCAUCGGAAACCUCAACCUGUCUUGAAACUGAACAUUUGUAACUUAAAAAAUAAUAGAUAAGUGUUAGGCUCAGUCUUAACAUGUAAUUAUUGUAAUCAAUUCCGUCCACAUCAAAUGUUUCAAAAGUUGCCAAGUGCCUUCUGUAUCCCUGCUUUUUUCAAUUUUGCACUUUUGAAAAUGGUGUAGGCUACAGUUUUAGAUAAUUUUGCUCUAGUAUUUAUUGAUCUCAUGUUUUUUUUUAUUAUGUAGAAAUAUAAGUUUGUUUGGAAGAAAGUUUUAUAAAAUGAAGUAUUGAUAUUUAACUGGGGUCCAACCACAAAGCAUAGAAUAAAUAUAGAGGCGGCACUUGCCGUCUGGAGUGAAUCAAGCUUCUCGCACCAAGAUGGCGGCCGGCCCGGUCUCGGAGCGGUAGCUUAAUCUAAUUCAUAAAGUAGCAUAGAAUAACACAGUGGUUCUUUAGAAUAACACGCCGUGUUUUCCAAGUUCCGAGUCUGCCACCAAGAUGGCGGAAAUCGGCUUCACUACAGGUAUAGCUAUAGGUAUAGGAGUGGCGACUCUUUUUUUUUUUUUUUUUUUUGUAAAAGAGGUUGGUGGCCUCUUUUAACCUUGCAUUUGCCCGUCCACAUAGACUAAGCGCCCGUGUGUGGAUCGUUUGCAGCAAAGCAAGGAGUGAGCCGGUACAGUACAAAGGUGAACUGUACUGAUAAAAUGUUAUUGGCAGUGACCAGGAUCCGAACCCACGACAUCGCUGCCUUGGGCCCGAAGUCCGCGACGCUACCGACUGAGCCACUGACUCUAUAUUUAUUCUAUGCUCUGUGGGUCCAACCUAUCUUCUGUAAUAAGGAUUCACAUGUUUCAGAGGAUUAUAUAAAAAAAUUUUACGUAACUACUUAGACAAUGGGGCACAAUGUUUUCUAGCAUAACUUUUGAUAAAUGUUGUAGUUGAAGGCCUGUAUUAUAAUUAGCAUUGACUAUACAGUCAGUGGUUUUACACACCAUUUAAAACGAAAGACCAAAGAUUUCAGUAACUAUUGUUUCAAAGAUUUCACAAAUUGUCAUAUAAUCUAAGCUUUCACCAAAGAAUUUUAGGUUUAGGAUUUUAUACAAUAAAUAAUGUG
Molecule: messenger RNA, 1955 nt
Organism: Macrosteles quadrilineatus (aster leafhopper)
Lineage: Eukaryota; Metazoa; Arthropoda; Insecta; Hemiptera; Cicadellidae
Gene: B9d1
Product: B9 domain-containing protein 1
Exons: 6
Coding region: 257-862 (201 amino acids)
Biological process (GO): cilium assembly
Cellular component (GO): MKS complex
Source: RefSeq, a predicted model, not a curated record